Molecule: messenger RNA, 1235 nt
Organism: Lagopus leucura (white-tailed ptarmigan)
Lineage: Eukaryota; Metazoa; Chordata; Aves; Galliformes; Phasianidae
Product: transcription factor SOX-3-like
Exons: 1
Coding region: 177-1127 (316 amino acids)
Biological process (GO): positive regulation of transcription by RNA polymerase II; negative regulation of transcription by RNA polymerase II; anatomical structure morphogenesis
Molecular function (GO): DNA-binding transcription factor activity, RNA polymerase II-specific; RNA polymerase II cis-regulatory region sequence-specific DNA binding
Source: RefSeq, a predicted model, not a curated record
CGCUGCCCGCGGGAGCCUCCGCUGCACUUCGGGGAGCGGCACGGGAAAGCUCCUUCCUCCUCCUGCAGCCGCCGCCCGGACCGCUUCUUUCUUUUGCUUUGAUUAUUUUGAACUUCCUUUCCCCGAGCUGUGCCCGCCCGUCUGCCACCCUGGCGCAUCUCUUACCGGCCCCGGCCAUGUACAGCAUGCUGGAGACCGAGAUCAAGACGCCGCAGCCCACGCCGGGCAGCACCGGGGGGAACCCGGCACCGGGCGGCAACGGCAAAGGCGGCGGCGGGGCCGGCAGCGGAGCGGGGGGAGGGUCGGACCAGGACCGUGUGAAGCGCCCCAUGAACGCCUUCAUGGUGUGGUCGCGGGGCCAGAGGCGGAAGAUGGCCCAGGAGAAUCCCAAGAUGCACAACUCGGAGAUCAGCAAACGCCUUGGGGCCGAUUGGAAGCUGCUGAGCGAUGCCGAGAAGCGGCCCUUCAUCGACGAGGCCAAGAGGCUGCGGGCCGUGCACAUGAAGGAGUACCCGGAUUACAAAUACCGGCCCCGGAGGAAGACCAAGACCUUGCUGAAGAAGGACAAAUACUCUCUGCCGGGCAACCUGCUGGCCCCCGGAGGGGGCAACGCAGUGAGCAGCCCCGUCGGGGUGGGCCAGAGGAUUGACACUUACGCCCAUAUGAACGGUUGGACCAACGGGGCUUACUCCCUGAUGCAAGACCAGCUGGGCUACGGGCAGCACCCGGGCAUGAACAGCCCGCAGCUGCAGCAGAUGCACCGCUACGACAUGCCGGGCCUGCAGUACAGCCCUAUGAUGUCCACGGCGCAGACCUACAUGAACGCCGCCUCCACCUACAGCAUGUCCCCCGCCGCCUACGGCCAGCAGCCCUCCACGGCCAUGAGCCUGGGCUCCAUGGGCUCGGUGGUGAAGUCCGAGCCCAGCUCGCCUCCGCCGGCCAUCACCUCGCACUCGCAGAGGGCCUGCCUGGGAGACCUGCGGGAUAUGAUCAGCAUGUACCUGCCCCCGGGGGGCGACGCCACAGACCCUUCGGCCCUGCAGGGCAGCAGGUUGCACAGUGUGCACCAGCACUACCAGAGUGCCGGGACUGCCGUGAACGGCACCGUACCACUAACUCACAUAUAAACAAACUGGCCUCCUCCGGACGGCUCCUCAUCGCAACCCCAGCACCGGGACGUGCGGCUCAGCAGACUCGAUACUAACUUGGGAGAAAUUUUAAACAGAAAAUCCGUU